AUGUUUUAAAAUUUUUUUGAGUUGAUACUUUUACUAUUCAAUGUUUUUUGUGUUGUUGCAAAUUGGAGACUGGUCGAUUAAAGUUUUACAGAGGAUUAAAUAUUGAAUGUUAACACUUGGAUAUCAAAAGGUUCCUGCACAACCUCAACAGUUUCAGAUUCCCCUAGAGUUGGAAAUUGUAAUACAAAUUAAUUAUAGUAUAUCAAAUUAACUGACGAUGAGCAUUAUUUACAAAAAUCUUUCUUCUAUAAAAGCUUUUAAGUUUAAGUAAUUUUGGAUGUCUUUUUUAUCGAAGCAGAACUAUCUUCAUCAAAUUUUUAGUUACUUAUUUUAGUACAUCAUUUUAGGAAGUAAUUUACUCCAGAGAAUAUGAUAGAAAUGAUUUAAUUCAAAAUAGUGAAGUGAUUUGUAAAACCUUUAUAAACAAAUUUGAAUUAUACACAAUAGUAAGUAAUAUUGCCAAUUUUAACAAUGAUUAUUUUAAGAUAACAAUUUGUUUAACUCCUCGUUCUAAUGAUGAGUAAAUAGGCAUUAGAAAUAUGUUAAUUUAUGUCAAUACUUGCCAUCCUACAUGUUUAACUUGUAAUGGUCCUUUAGAAACAAAUUGUUUAACAUGUUAUAAUAGUUAAAGUGUAGUAGGCGGAAAAUGCACAUGCAUUUCAGACUAAUAAUUUUCAGAAACAUUUUUAGGUUGUAUUUAAGAAUGUAAUAGAGAUAACUCAAUAGCUAGAUAUGAUAAAAUUUGUGUUUAGGACAACCGAAUUAAAUCAAUCAUUACUUUAUUCAAUAAUAUCAUUCCAUAAUCCAGUUAAUUUAGAUAUCAUCCUUUUAGUUUUCUAUCUGACAAAUUUCAUCCAAAAAACACAGAUUUAAUUUAUGAGAAUUGUAAUGGAAUUAGUUUUAUUGGAAUUCUAUAAUUUAGUGAAGGAAUGCUAUAUCAAAUUAACUUACAAGAGUCAAUCAAAUUCUUAAGAAUGCGUAUUACUUUUUAUUUGUUUAAUUUUCAAGAUUCUAGUAAAAUUGAAAUUUUACAUAAUAAUCAAACACUCUCUAGAAUCAUGAAAGAUCCAUCAGGUUUUUAAUAUGAAAACCUGAUAACAAUAUUUGAAAAAAAUGAUAAUUGUUUUAGUAGUAGUUUUAUCUUAUUGAGAGUAGAAAUCACUUUUUAAUUAUUAAAUGAAAAUCCAAUAAUUAUACUUUAAGGAUAACUUUAAUAAGAAGAUGAAUUCUGGGGUUUUAGAAAUGUGACUAUAGACUCUGGAUUUUGUCAAAAUAAUUGUAAGAUUUGUUUUGAUAAUUCUAAAUGUUUAUCAUGUGAAACUGGGUAUUAAUUAUAUAAAAAUAAAUGUGAAAUUUCGUGUCCAAUUCACUCAUCAAAUUGUGUUGAUUAUGAAGAUAUCAUUCAAUGUAGAAUUAAAACUAUAUUUUAGAUUCAAGAUAUAUCGCAAAAGGGUUUUACGAUUUGAAUAUGACAAUUGAAAAUAUCAAUUCAUUUUAUGAUACUGCAACAAAUCCAUCCAGCAAUUAUGUAACUGGCCAAAAAUUUUCAUUUCUUAAUAAUAAGAUAGUAUUAGGAGGUUUAUUAGUUUGGAAUGACGGAUCAUAUAUUAAGACAUGGAGAAUCUAAAAACCUCAUUAUGCAAUGUCAAUCUAUUUUAAUUUUACAUAUGGUGAUAGUUAUGGUGGUUAAUUUUUUUAUAAAAUCGGUUCUUUAAGCAGCUCAUUUUCGGGACCAUAUUUUAAUCCCGGAGGAGGAUCAAACUUAGUUGGUCGUAAUAAUAUAGAAAGUACUUAAUUACAUUUGAAUAAUUUUUAUGAUAACGACUUAUACUUAGAAUUCAAAUGUGCAGCCAACACAAUUAAUAUAUUAUAAGGAUUCUGUGCAAUAUCAGAUUAUUUCAUUGUUGCUCAUUAUGUAAAUUUAAUCAAUAUUUUAAAGUGUCCUCCUUUUUGUGAUAGCUGCUCUAGUUCAAGUUCAUGUAAUGUUUGGUAGUCUGGUUAUACAAGUUCGAGUUGUAGUAAUAAUUAAUAUUUAUACUUUAAUGAAUAAACAGAAACUUAUACUUGCAAUAAUUGUGAUCAAUCUGGAUAUGCGUGAGUGCAGAAGACUGUACUUAAUGUAUUAGUGAUCAAUUCUAAUUGUAAAAUGGUAUAUGUUUUUGUAAACCAUUUACAUUUUUAUAAGGGAAUGUUUGUAUUUAAUGUAAUAAAUUUUGUGAACAUUGUUUUGGUACUUCGAAAUAUGAUUGUCUUUCUUGUGUUCAAGAAUAUCAUAGAAGCAUCUAAAGAAAUUAAUGUUUAUGUUAGCCUGGUUAUUAGGAUGAUGAAAUAAAUCUACCAUGUCUACCAAUUUGUGGAGAUUAAAUCAUUGUUGAUGAAGAAGAUUGUGAUGAUGGUAAUAAUGACCCAUUUGAUGGAUGUCAUUAAUGUUAAUAUACAUGUUAAGAUGAAUGUUAACUUUGUUUCAAAGGUAAAUGUUAUCAAUGCAAAGAUAAUUAUUAAUUAAUUGAGGCGAUUAAUACUUGCAUAUCAAUUUGUGGUGAUAUAGUAAUAAUUAAAAAUGAAUAAUGCGAUGAUGGUAAUGAUAAUAAAUUUGAUGGAUGUUAUCUUUGUUAAUUCUAAUGUUAUAAUCAUUGUAUCCAUUGUAAUUAAGGGAUUUGUUAUUAAUGCGAUGAAAAAAAUGGUUGGUAUUUAACAGGAACUAAAUGUGAAUUUAUAUGUGGAGAUGGAAUAGUUGCUAAAGGAUAAGAAUAAUGUGAUGAUUCAAAUUUAUAUCCUUUCGAUUAGUGCAAUUUUUGUGAAUAAGAAUGUUCUGAACAUUGUUUACUUUGUUAAAAUGAAGAGUGUCUUAGAUGUGAGAAAGGGUUUUAAUAUGAUUAAUAAAAUAAACUAUGUAUUCAAAAUUGUGGCGACAAUCUAAUUGUAGGGAAUGAAUAAUGUGAAGAUUAGAUUAUGUAUUAUUAAUAAAUUUGUGAGGAUUGCUAGUUUAAGUGUCAUCAUAAUUGUCAACUAUGUAAUUACGGCAAAUGUAUUUAAUGUUAAUUUGGUUUUAUAUUAAUUGAUAAUGGCUGUGAAUAAGAUUGUGGAGAUGGAUAAAUUGUAGGUACUGAAGUUUGUGACUCAUUAUUUUAAUAUAUCAAUUCUAAAUGUUUUAAUUGUAAUUAUAAUUGUGGAUAUGGCUGUUUGGUUUGUAAUUAGGGAAUCUGUGAAGUUUGUUAGAUGGGAUAUUUAUUAGAUAAUUAUGCAUGUUAACCAAUUUGUGGAGAUUUAAUAAUAGUUGAACCUGAGUUAUGUGAUGAUGCAAAUUUAAUACCUUAUGAUGGAUGCUAUGAAUGCACCUAUUCUUGUGAAUUAGGAUGUAGUAUAUGCUAAUCUGGAUAAUGUACAGAAAUGAGUUAGCCAAAUGAAGAUAAUAAUGAUAAUUAUUAAACUACUUCUGAUUGUAUUCCAGAUUGUAAACUUUGUGAUAAUGAUAGUUAAUGUUUAGCUUGUAAUGAAUACUUUCAAUUAAUUAAUUAUUUAUGUGCACCUAUAUGUGGGGAUAGUAUUGUGAUAGAGGGUUUAGAAGAAUGUGAUGAUGGAAAUGAUCAACCAUAUGAUGGAUGCUAUAAUUGUGAAUUUUAAUGUUCUUAAGGUUGUGUAGAAUGUUAAUAGCAUUAAUGUACAAUGUGUGAUGAUAAAUUUUACUUUUUAGAUAUCUUAACUUAAAAAUGUUUGUAAAUAAACUCUGAUCAAAAUAAUUAAAAUAUUGAUUAUCCAAUUACAGAGUUUCAAUAAUAUACUGCUUUAAGAUGUGGAGAAAAUCAAUUGCUUAUUAAUAAUUUAUGUAUUAAUUAAUGUGGAAAUGGACUUCUAGCCAAUUAAUAUGAAGAGUGUGAUGAUGGAAAUACUUUUGGAGGAGAUGGAUGUUCUUCAUUCUGUAAUAUGGAGGAUUCAUAUCAAUGUAUAAAUUAAGAAGACUCAUUAAGUUUAUGCACAUAUAUAGAAUCUCCUGACUUCAAUCUCAAUAUUUUAUCUGAUAAAGCUAGUUCAAUUUAAUUAUUAGAAUUAACUUUCACUUAAUAAGUUAAAAUAUAAACAGAACUAGCAAUUGAAGAUAUUCUGUUAUUCACUAUUUCUCCUUAAACAAAGUAUCACUUAACAAUCAAUAGCAUUGAUAAUAUAACAAUUUACUUUGGCUAUCCUAAAUAUUAAAUUUAAAUCGAGUUUAUUCAACCAAUCUAAGAUCCUAUUCUAUAAAUUGAUAUAGAGAAGUCUAUAAUUCAGAAUAAAUUUCAUUAAGACUUAUAGAUAUAUUAAAAGAAGAUCAUUCUUGGAACUCCUUUUGUGUUACCUGAGACCAAAAAAUAAUAAUUAACUUCUGUUGUAUAAAUUAAUGAUGUUAUGGUGUAUUCUAUGGUAAGUAUAUCAAGUUUAGCUUUGCUAUCAGGUAAUGCAAUUAUGUUCUUUAACUUAUUAGAUUUAUUAUAGUCCUUAUCGUAUAUUAAGUAUAUGUAAUAUCAAUUUCCACCUCAUUUAAUUGAAUUUUUGAACACUUAUACUAAAGUGUCAUUAUAACCAAUCAUGAAUUAUUUUUAGGUAGAUUAAUUAUUGGUAAAAUUAAAUGGUGGUACUUCUCCAAAUCAAAUCACUUAAAAAUCAAAUAGAAAAAUCUCAAAAAAUGCUUUAAAUGAGUGUUAUUUGGUUAAUGCUAAAAGUUGUUAUUUUUCUGCGAUUGCAUCAUUAAUAACAUAUUUUCUUAAUUCUCUCAUAGUGUCUAAAAGUGUUUAAUAUUUCGUUUUUACACUUUCUAAUUAUAAAAAGAAUAAUGUUCGGCUCUUAAAACUUAUAGAUUUUUUUUAAGAAAAAAUUUAGAAAAAAUGCUUAAAAUUAAAAAUUGAAUAUUUUUCUUUAGGAAUUUAUAAAGUUUAUUAAGCAAUUUUGCAUUAGCUUCUGUUCAGUACAUUAUUGCAAUUUCCAAAUUAUAAAUUUAAUAAUUCAUUUGAAAUCUUAAACAGCGUUAAUGCAAUACUUGGGUUAUUAUUUAUCCUUAUGGCUACUUUUCCACUACUUUCAAUUACUUCUGCACAAAUAAAAGAUUUAAGGAAAUGGAAAUAUUUUCAUUAUGAAUCUAAAACAUAAUUUUGGGCAGCUUAAUGCAGGUCAUUUUAAAUUUAUAGAACAUUGUUUUAUAUUUUAAUUAUAGUGCAAUUCAUUAACUAUCCAGAAGCAUAAUCAAUUUUGCUUUCUAUGUUAUCAUUUCUGCAUUUGAUUUAUUUGGUCAAGUUUCAGCCAUUACUAUCUCCAUUUGAGCUUUCUAAAUUAAUUUGUAGAGAAUUGUUAAUUAUGAUCACAACUGGAACAUUUUUAAUUUAUAGUUUUGAGUUUAGUUAAGAUAAUUUUAUGAUGAUUGGGUGGAUUCAUAUUAUUAUGUUUUGUACCGUUUUGGCUUCUAAUUUAUUUAUAGAUAUAUUUGCAUAAAUACAAAAAAUCUACCUUAAUUACUUGCAAGAGAAAUAGAAACGAUAACUUGAAUAACAAAAAAGAUACUACUUUAAUCAUUUGUAAGGAUUUAUCGUGCAUGAUUAUGAAUAUAAGAAAUGA
This is a messenger RNA of Paramecium pentaurelia, 5583 nucleotides long. The record is from the annotation of a GenBank genome assembly. NCBI's taxonomy places the organism in Eukaryota, Ciliophora, Oligohymenophorea, Peniculida, Parameciidae.